This is a messenger RNA of Suillus bovinus, 2054 nucleotides long. RefSeq lists its product as uncharacterized. The transcript is spliced from 2 exons. Bases 79 to 1911 code for a protein of 610 amino acids. The record is from RefSeq and is a predicted model, not a curated record. Gene Ontology annotation, molecular function: protein binding. NCBI's taxonomy places the organism in Eukaryota, Fungi, Basidiomycota, Agaricomycetes, Boletales, Suillaceae.
AGUAAUACCGACGGCCCUUUACCAGGUCCUAUCGCUUUAAUUUGUUGUAGACCACUCGUCCAAGUUCUCGUAUUAAAAAUGGUGCUCGAACGCUUUCCCUACGACGUCCUUCGUCACAUUUUCUCUUUUCUACAGCAGUGCCACUUGGACACUUUAUCGGCUCUUGCACGUACUAGUCACUCAAUCCACGAACCUGCUGUUGACCUUCUUUGGGAAAAUCAACAAACGCUCUGGCCACUUGUUCUUCUGUUGCCGUCGUCUGUGAUCGAAAGAGCUUCACUUGGCAAUCAACGGCUUUCGUCAUGGGUCACAUUUCUUGCUCGCGCUCCACGUUGCCCGACGUGGGAUAGGGUGCUUUAUUACGGCUCUCGCAUCCGGCGGGUCUGCUUCAGCGUGUUCUUUCGCAUGACAUACUAUAAGCUGCUGGCAGAGUGUCCCUCGCCUCUUCUUCCAAAUCUCGCUCACCUUGAAUUUCAUGCAUACCAUGAAAUUAAAUCGGAUCUACUAUCGUGCCUUCAACUGCUAGUCGAAGGGUCUCAAGGCCUGCAAUCCUUGACAGUAAAAUAUUGUCCCAGGGGAAUUCCGGCAUCAGUUUUGAAUGUUGCACUAGCUUGUCUCACGGCAAAGUGCUCUAUGCUGGAGCAAGUUCACAUCUCGUUCGUGCUCUGUUGCCAUUUUACCAGUGGACUGUACGCGCCUGUAUUCUCUAAUGGGCAGAACUAUACAUUCCUCAAGGCUGUGGAUAUGCUGUCGGAACAUAAACCUUGGAUUACUCAGCAUCCAAGGUUGACGGUAUCUGCAGAAAUUGUCAGAGAGCUUGGGAGGAUGCCUUGCCUUGAAGAGGCAGGUUUUAGUUUGGUUUUGGGUCCUGACGAGCCAUUCGAGAUAAUUUCGCGGGGUUUUGUUUCGGAUAACCCGUAUGCUAGGAGAUUCGGCACCCUCAAGAAACUCAGGCUGCGUACGGCAACUGUGAAACAUACCACAGCGAUAUUGAAAAUUAUUGGCUCCCAUUUGAUGGAGGACCUUAUGCUGUGGGUGGAUGGACCCGUGUCAGUACCUGCCUUCUACUCGAUCGCGGAGUUAUUGUCUUCCAACCGGACCGACGAAGAUCGGCUGAAGUUCAUCAAUAUCAAAAACUUCAAGUUCAUAGCAGAGAGAUUUUUUUCAGAUCCAUUCAAGCCCGUACCACUCAGCCAUGGGGCUCCAGCUUCUAUGAUAUCUCCCUUAUUCACACUCCAUGCUUUGCAUAACUUCAAGAUCGAUGUCAUGGAUACGGUUGCUGCAGGUCAUGCCAUUGGCGGACUGAUGCCGGCGCUUUGCAGAGAUGACCUGGAGACUAUUCCUCAAGCAUGGAAGGAUAUCGAGGAACUAGAGUUGCAUUGGCUAAGAAGUGGCACAGAGACAGACACGCGUAUUGACGACGAUGGCGAAACAUGGGAAUCAGAAGGACCUACUCUGGCCGAAGUCGCGCUUCUGGCCAGCCGGUGUGAGAAGCUUUCUUCACUAGGAAUAUGGUUUAACGCCCAGGACUGGUUUGAUGAUGACCCGAAAAUGGAUUCCAAUGGAGAAGUAGUAGAGGCAGAAGAUCUGAUAACGUCGUACGAAAAUCAAGAAAGACGCGUCAACACCCAGGUAUCGUCUCGCGCUGCUGCCACCAGCAGACAUUUGGAUCACUCGAACGAAGGACCGUCAUCUAGUACGCUUCGUCAACUCUGGGUUGGAUUGUCCCUAGUUUCAGUCGCGGCAAGUUGGCGCGUGUCCAGUUUUGCCCACAACCGAUUCCCUCAUGUUGCUGGAUUUGGAUGGGAUUAUGCACGAGCACUUUCCACUCUGGGUGGUUGGGAGACGCAAAAGUGGAAACUCGUGAAUGAUACUUUCUUUGCGAUGUAUCCCCGUCAGAGAUUUAUAUAACUUGGUUAUAGAACCAUAUGUGAUGCGCAUUGCGGUCUAAUCAUCCCAGCAUAUGAAGCAUCGUCAGAACCCUUUGUACCUUGAUACAGCCUGUAGUACAUGCCUUAUGUUUUGUUAUGUUUUCUGUUUGGAUCGAAAGCUCU